CAACCGACGUGUCAUUUAAGUGUACGUUAUUAAUGUUUCUUAAAUCUUGUGUCUAAAAGCAGGCGUUGGCAGGCGGAAGAUGAAUUCGACAUCGACAGACAUAUCUAAAAAAAGAUCCAGCCGCUCAAAAUCGCGCUCACGGAAUACUUCUGAGGAUACAAGCUCAAGCAGCGAUUGGGUCGAUUCUUCAGGCUCAAAUGACAGUUGCAAAAGGAUCCGAAAGAGAGAUGAUGCUCUAUUAGGCUGGAGCGACAAUAUUCCUUAUUUCACGUCCACCCAUAUCCUGGAGAGCUACUCAGACAUAGAACAGCCAAUGGACAUUUGUGCCACUGGGCUAACAAUUUUUCCUAGAGAGCAAAAGGAAGAGGUACAACAAACAACAGCUAGUAGCACACAUACCACAAAUUUGACUGUGACAAGUCUAAUGAGUGCUACGCAGACAACCAAUACCAACUGCGAUAUCAACAACAUCAACGAUAUCAGCAAUAACGGCAGCGGUUUAACCUCGAUUCCAAGAGCAACAUCUUCUCCGCAACCAUUAGCAGAGCCAAGAACAGAAUCAGAGCCACAAACCGAUUUUGACAAGCAGAAGGAGGCGAUGCUGUUAAACCACUUGCAAACCGGCAAACCCGAUGCAAGCGAAGGAGCAGGAGGCAACCUCCUGCUGAGCAAGCGCUCUCGCAUGCGCUUUAUGUCCUAUAGUGGAUCAUCCAGCGAUGAGGCCAGCGAAACGACAAAGCGACUCAAAAAAACAACCGACGACAACGAUCACCCACCCUGCAUGCUGCAAAUGCGCUCCAAAUCGAUGUACCAAUUUGACCCCACUAGCAGUAAUGCAAAGACGCCCAAACGCCGGCGCUCGGUUGCUGCGAACAAACUGCUGGCCACAGAUCCCUUCUAUCGCUUGCCCUUCGAACACGGCUGGAAGCGUGAAUUGGUGUUGCCCAGCAAUUUGAACAAUGCACGCCAGCAGGCCGAUGUUAUAUUCAUAUCGCCGGGGGGCAAAAAGCUGCGCUCGAGAGAUGACAUUGUCCCACUGCUUGUGCCCGGUUUGUCAAUUGAUCAUUUUUGCUUUAAGCCCCAACUUCAGAAUGCUGGCGAGCAUUAUGAAACGGUCCGCCAGGGUCAGUCUGCUAAGGAAUGUCGCAGAUUGUUGGCCGCCGCAAAGCAGCAGAAACAGCAAGGGCAAGGGCAACAGCAAAAACCACAAGGGCAGCAGCAGAAGCAACAAGAGCAGCAGAAGCCACAACAACAACAGCAGCAGGUGACUAACAGUAUCGAUCUUGGCAAACAAGCAACAUCAACGCUAACACCCGUCUUCGGGAAACGUGUGCCUAAGCCUAAGGUGCCCAAGGGCGCUAGCCCGCCGCCCGAGGGUUGGACCCCAACGACGGCGGUUAAGGGAAAUGCACGCGUCCUGGCUGCGAGCAAUGGUAACAGCAGUGGCGGCAUCGGCUCCAGCGCCGGCAACAGCGCACGCAGACGUGGCAGCAACCAGACGAACAAAUCAGCAAAGACAGCACCAGAGCCGACGACGGUGGUGCAGCCGAAGCUGCCGCUCCAGCCGCAGUCAGCCGUUAAGACGAUAAUAACUUGUGCGAAAUGCUUGCAGGCAAUCAAUGGCCGCAAUCAAGCCUAUCGUGUCGGGCUGAGCGCUGUUGAGAGCUACAUUUGCAAGCGCUGUGUUAAGCCUGGCAGCAAGGCUUCCCUUUCGCCGCCAGCAGAUAUAGCCCGACAACAGCAGCCACGUGGACCUGAACAUACCAAUGCCAAUGGUAAUGAUGGAAACAAUAAGCUGGAUAAGGAAAUGAUCGAUGAGAAUGUGAACGCCGCCGGCAAUUGGGUCAUCGUCGAAAAUAUUGCACAGCACAACAAUCUGCCGCAUGCUAAGCUGAGAGAUGAUUCUCCUGCACUUCGUUGUGGUAGAAAGAUAACACCCAAGCCAAUGGAGGUGGUUGUUAUUAACGGUCGCAAGGCUGUCGCCGUUGCUGUCUCGCCACCGCGGACGCGUCCCCAAAUACCACUCUUUACAGGCAAUCAGAACGUGGAUAUCAAUCUAAGAUCUCUAGCUAGGCGCAACGCCGCCGCAGCUAGGGAUAAGCUAAAACAAGUCGUUGAUUUCAUUUCUAGUAGCAGCAUGGGCUGCCAGCUGAUGACGGCCGUUAUGAAGACGCUUGACCUGCACGAACGCGUGCGCUUGUCAAGUGUGUGCAAAACCUGGGCUAUGAUAGGCCGCGAUAGGAGCGUGUGGCGUACGGUGAAGUUGCGCGAUACGCACAUCAGCAACUGGAUGCUUCUGCUGCGUGACAUGACGAUCUAUCGCACCGUCGAGCUCGAUAUGAUGGGCGUGAGAUUCGACAAUCCAAAGAUGCGCUUUGACGGUGAUUUGCGACUAUUGAAAUCGUUGCGCAUUCUACGCACCGAUGCCAGCGAGGCGAAGUUUGUCGAGACAAUUGUGAAGUGCAUGCCACAACUGCUGGAGCUGCGCACAACGUGCGUCAGUCGUGCUCUGAAUCUGGCCAACAUCGAAACGAUGUUGGAUUUGUGUGUGCUGCGAAUUCGCAUGCUGGAGCCGAAAGCCAGCAUCAUCUCAUUGCCGCCGCUGCAGAAAUUGAGCUGCUUGCGAGAGCUGAGCUUGCGUGGCAUUAGCAACAUGGCUAAGCUGGAGCUGUUGCAGCUGGAGGGAUUGCAGCAGCUGGAGACGCUUGUACUGGGCUCCUGUCGCGGUAUGAAGGUGGCAGCGUUCGGGCAACAAGUUCUGCCCAGUCUGAAGCGUUUGCGCCACUUGCGUCUGGAGAACCACAACAGCAAUCGCUCAUUUCAUAUAAAAGAGAUCAUGGAUGGCAUUGCCGCCGCUGGCACUGUGAAGCGUGUCGAACUUAUCAAUGUCAACGUAGAUGCGGAGUUGAGUCGUCAGUUGUCCGAAUGUAAAUCGUUGCAGGAGCUGCUUCUGUUGCCAAAUUUCCACAAUCAUACAGCCUAUAUGGUGCACUACAUCAUGCAGGCGAUCAACGAGAACAGCGAACAGCUCAAUGUGUUCCGCCUGGGGAUCACCUACGAACUGCUCAGCGUGACUCGGGCAUUGGGCAUGAUCCACAAGAAGGACUGUGUGCCAGUGCUGCUACCCAUUCCGGGCGUUCCCGAAAAUGAUGUACUGAAUGAGUCCGAUGAGCCAAUCGCCUAUUUGCCGGUUGAUCGCCUCGAAUCGAUUUUACACCACAUGAUGCCACAGGGUUGGCUAACCGUUGCCAAGGUUUCACAGCUUGAGACAAUCAAUCUCAAAUUUCUGGCGGCUCCAUCCACCAACAAAGGCGGAUUUUCAAACACUUAAACUUUUCACUUCUACAUACUUACAUAUAUACAUAUAGAAUUUGAGUUUCAGGGUUUCAGCUGAUUCAGAGCAAGAAGUACCUCUUUGUAUCUGUCUGCAUGCUACCCAUUUGUUUUUUGAGAGAGUACAGACUGUGUCUUAAUUUCCUCAUCAUUAGCUACACAAUGCCUUCUAGCGAAUACAAUUUUGAAGUAAUUCUCCAGAUACAAUAUAUAUUGUACUCGUUGAGAAAAGUAAAAGGUAUUCGAAAGCCAACAGAUGAAAAUAUCUAUUUUUUGUUUAUAAAAUAUUCAAUCGUUUCUUUUUAUUCCAAUGAUUACAUACAUAGAAAUAUAAGUAUAAUAUAUAAGUUCUUAAUGCUUAGUUCAUAGAUUUUUUUGAAGAUACCUAAUUUAUGUUUACAUACUUUUUGCUGCAAAAAGCAACAGAUUUAGUUUAUAAAAUAAAAAAAACGCUUAA
Messenger RNA from Drosophila grimshawi, 3790 nucleotides. RefSeq lists its product as uncharacterized. Lineage: Eukaryota; Metazoa; Arthropoda; Insecta; Diptera; Drosophilidae. The record is from RefSeq and is a predicted model, not a curated record. Gene Ontology annotation, molecular function: protein binding; DNA binding. The coding region runs from base 80 to 3331 and encodes 1083 amino acids. The transcript is spliced from 8 exons.